GGGGCCCUGGUGGCGCUGUAUGCGGGGGCCGCGCCGUUCCUGGCCCCGGCGCUGAGGAAGGUCUGCCUGCCCUUCGUCCCUGCCACUGCCACGCAGGUCCGGAACGUGCUGAGGAUGCUGGAGAACAGAAGUGGCUCCCUGGUUGACAUUGGUAGCGGGGAUGGGCGCAUUGUAAUAGCAGCUGCAAAAAGGGGAUUCAAAGCUGUUGGUUAUGAAUUAAAUCCCUGGCUAGUCUGGUACUCCAGAUACCGUGCCUGGAGAGACGGGGUACAUCAGAACACCAAAUUUUGUAUUUCAGACUUAUGGAAGGUUUCUUUUUCCCAUUAUACGAAUGUUGUUGUUUUUGGGGUACCUCAAAUGAUGCCACAGUUGGGGAAGAAGCUAGAAGAAGAACUUGAAUGUAAUGCCAGAAUCAUUGCCUGUCGUUUCCCUUUCCCUUGCUGGAUCCCAGAUCAUACUACUGGAGAGGGAAUAGACACUGUGUGGGCCUAUGAUUUGAAACAUUCUAGAGGACAUGAAACAAAGAUCUUGGAAGUUACACCAGAGACAGAAUUCUAA
Molecule: messenger RNA, 558 nt
Organism: Chaetura pelagica (chimney swift)
Lineage: Eukaryota; Metazoa; Chordata; Aves; Apodiformes; Apodidae
Gene: ATPSCKMT
Product: family with sequence similarity 173, member B
Exons: 4
Biological process (GO): positive regulation of proton-transporting ATP synthase activity, rotational mechanism; peptidyl-lysine trimethylation; regulation of mitochondrial ATP synthesis coupled proton transport
Cellular component (GO): mitochondrion
Molecular function (GO): protein-lysine N-methyltransferase activity
Source: RefSeq, a predicted model, not a curated record